Messenger RNA from Zalophus californianus (California sea lion), 3460 nucleotides. RefSeq names its product salt inducible kinase 2 (gene SIK2). Gene Ontology annotation, molecular function: tau-protein kinase activity; protein serine/threonine kinase activity; magnesium ion binding. Gene Ontology annotation, biological process: microtubule cytoskeleton organization; protein phosphorylation; intracellular signal transduction. Lineage: Eukaryota; Metazoa; Chordata; Mammalia; Carnivora; Otariidae. The record is from RefSeq and is a predicted model, not a curated record. Gene Ontology annotation, cellular component: cytoplasm.
CGUCAGCGGCGGCGCGCGCCUGGCUGGGCCCAGCCGAGCGGGAGGGACCGAGCGAGGGAGCGAGGGGAGCGGCGUCGCCGGAGCCAAGCCGCGCCGCCGGCCCGCCAGCCCGCGCUCCAGUCCGCCGUGUCUAGCAGCGGGGCCCAGCAUGGUCAUGGCGGAUGGCCCGAAGCACUUGCAGCGCGGGCCGGUCCGGGUGGGGUUCUACGACAUCGAGGGCACGCUGGGCAAGGGUAACUUCGCUGUGGUGAAGCUGGGGCGGCACCGGAUCACCAAGACCGAGGUGGCGAUAAAAAUAAUAGAUAAAUCUCAGCUGGAUGCAGUGAACCUUGAGAAAAUCUACCGAGAAGUACAAAUAAUGAAAAUGUUAGACCACCCUCACAUCAUCAAACUUUAUCAGGUAAUGGAGACCAAAAAUAUGUUAUUUGUGACAGAAUAUGCCAAAAAUGGAGAAAUUUUUGACUACCUUGCUAAUCAUGGCCGGUUAAAUGAGUCUGAGGCCAGGCGCAAAUUCUGGCAAAUCCUGUCCGCUGUUGAUUAUUGUCAUGGUCGGAAGAUUGUGCACCGGGAUCUCAAGGCUGAAAAUCUCCUGCUGGAUAGCAACAUGAACAUCAAGCUAGCAGAUUUCGGUUUUGGAAAUUUCUUUAAAAGUGGUGAACUGCUGGCAACAUGGUGUGGCAGCCCCCCUUAUGCAGCCCCAGAAGUCUUUGAAGGGCAGCAGUAUGAAGGACCACAGCUGGAUAUUUGGAGCAUGGGAGUUGUUCUUUAUGUCCUUGUCUGUGGAGCUCUGCCUUUUGAUGGACCGACUCUUCCAAUUUUGAGGCAGAGAGUUUUAGAAGGAAGAUUCCGGAUUCCUUAUUUCAUGUCAGAAGAUUGUGAGCACCUUAUUCGAAGGAUGUUGGUCCUAGACCCGUCCAAACGGCUAACGAUAGCUCAAAUCAAGGAGCAUAAAUGGAUGCUCGUAGAAGUUCCUGUACAGAGACCUGUUCUCUAUCCACAAGGGCAAGAAAAUGAACCAUCCAUUGGGGAAUUUAAUGAACAGGUUCUGCGAUUGAUGCACAGCCUUGGAAUAGAUCAGCAGAAAACCAUUGAGUCUUUGCAGAACAAGAGCUAUAACCACUUUGCUGCCAUUUAUUACUUGUUGGUGGAGCGCCUGAAAUCACAUCGGAGCAGUUUUCCCGUGGAGCAGAGACUCGAUGCCCGCCAGCGGCGGCCUAGCACCGUGGCUGAACAAACAGUUGCCAAGGCACAGACGGUGGGGCUCCCAGUGACCGUGCACUCACCAAACAUGCGGCUGAUGCGGUCCGCUCUCCUCCCUCCGGCGUCCAACGUAGAGGCCUUUUCAUUCCCGGCGUCUGGCUGCCCGGCGGAAGCAGCAUUCAUGGAAGAGGAGUGUGUCGACACGCCAAAGGUAAACGGCUGUCUGUUGGACCCCGUGCCCCCUGUCCUGGUGAGGAAGGGGUGCCAGUCGCUGCCCAGCAACAUGAUGGAGACUUCCAUCGAUGAGGGGCUGGAGGCAGAGGGAGAGGCUGAGGAAGACCCCAGUCAGGCCUUCGAUGUGUUCCAGGCCACACGCAGUGGGCAGAGGCGGCACACUCUCUCAGAAGUGACCAAUCAGCUGGUCGUGGUGCCUGCUUCAGGGAAAAUUUUCUCCAUGAGUGACAACCCCUCCCUUGACAGUGUGGACUCUGAGUAUGAUAUGGGGUCUGUUCAGAGGGACCUGAACUUUCUGGAGGACAACCCUUCCCUUAAGGACCUCAUGUUAGCCAAUCAGCCCUCCCCACGCAUGACGUCUCCCUUCAUCAGCCUGAGACCUGCCAACCCAGCCAUGCAGGCUUUGAGUUCCCAGAAGCGAGAGGCCCACAACAGGUCGCCAGUGAGCUUCAGAGAGGGCCGAAGGGCGUCGGACACCUCCCUCACCCAAGGAAUUGUGGCAUUUAGACAACAUCUUCAGAAUCUGGCCAGAACCAAAGGAAUCCUAGAGCUGAACAAAGUGCAGCUACUGUAUGAACAAAUAGGGCCAGAGGCAGGCCCUGACUCGCCACCCGCUGCUCCUCAGCUCCAGGGCCUCACCGGCAGUUGCCCUCAGGAGGAAGUUUCUCAGCAGCAGAAAACGGUCCCUGCUGUGCCCAGCAGUGUGCAUCCUCAGCUUUCCCCACGCCAGAGCCUGGAAGCCCAGUAUCUACAGCAUAGACUCCAGAAGCCCAGCCUUCUGUCAAAAGCCCAGAACACCUGUCAGCUUUAUUGUAAAGAACCACCACGGAGCCUUGAGCAGCAGCUGCAGGAACACAGACUCCAACAGAAGCGACUCUUUCUCCAGAAACAGUCUCAGCUGCAGGCGUACUUUAAUCAGAUGCAGAUAGCAGAGAGCUCGUACCCGCCGCCGAGUCAGCAGCUGCCCCUGCCCCGCCAGGAGACAGCCACGGCGUCGCCGCAGCCCCCGCCCUUCAGCCUGCCCCAGCCCCUGAGCCCCGUCCUGGAGCCCACUUCCGAGCAAAUGCAGUACAGCCCCUUCCUCAGCCAGUACCAGAUGCGGCUGCAGCCCCUGCCCUCUGCGCCCCGCCCCCGGGCUCCUCCACCACCGCCGCCGCCGCCCCCUGCGCAACAGGCAGGGGCUGCCCCGACCCCCUUACCAUUCUCCUAUCAGACUUGCGAGCUGCCAGGGGCUGCCUCGCCGGAGCCAGACUACCCCCCUCCCUGCCAGUACCCCAUGGAUGGAGGCCCGCAGAGCAGCCUAGCAGCACAGGACUGUCCCCGGAGCUCGGGACUGCAGGAGGCCCCCUCCAGCUACGACCCUCUAGCCCUCCCAGAGUUCCCCGGACUCUUCGAUUGUGAAAUGCUGGAGGCUGUGGACCCACAGCACAGUGGCUACGUCCUGGUAAAUUAACCUCAGCACAGGAAGUGAGGCGGGUCAAGUGAAGGAAGAAUGUCUAUUUCUCUUUUUAUUCCAGCCUUUUAAAUUUAAAGCUUAUUUUCCUGCCCUCUCCCAACUGGAGAAAAAGUUAAGUUCCCCAACUGGAAUCAGAGGGCCUGGCCGGGCACAUGUCGCUUUCUCCUGGCUCUGUCCCACCACCGUCUUCUGGGGCAAGUGCCGGAGUGUAGUGGUAGCUGAGGCUCAUGCCCUUACGUCAAGUGGAGCCAGCUCUCAUGGGAGGACUGACAGAUGUUUUUGUAAGAAGACAUGUGGCCCUAGGUUUUCUGUAGAACGACGCCAAUUGUUAUCAAGGGAAAUCUUUGGUAGAAGCAGGAAAAACUGUGCCAUUGGAUGUGGGCAAAACAAAAACAAAACAACACUAGAUUUUUCACUGAAGCCAAGCAACAGCACGUUCUGUUAGGCAAGUGAAGAAUAUGUAAUGGACUUUGAUGCACGGGAAGUAAAAGAAAAGUUGUGCUUGGUCACUGAGUCCUGAGUUUGAAGCUGCAGGUUGUCCCUGAGACCACUGCAACGAAGUGGAACGUG